Molecule: messenger RNA, 1782 nt
Organism: Emericellopsis cladophorae
Lineage: Eukaryota; Fungi; Ascomycota; Sordariomycetes; Hypocreales; Bionectriaceae
Exons: 2
Coding region: 1-1782 (593 amino acids)
Source: RefSeq, a predicted model, not a curated record
AUGCGACAAUCAUCUCUCACACUGGCAGCCUUGGCGGCUCGCCUCGCCUCUGCGGACGUCCAGCUCCUCACCAGCGUCGAACAGUUCAACAGCCUCGACGAGGAACACCACGGCUUUCCCCAACAGACCUUCCGCUCCUCGUCCAUCAUCGCACCCGUGUUCCAGGUCAACGCGUGGGACCAGAGCCUGACCGAGGACUCGCCGCCCUACAUCUUCAUCGGCUCCGUCUACGGACACGAGGGCGCCGGCCCCAUGAUCCUCGACGGCAAGGACCUCAGCCUAGUCUACGCCGACCAGCAGUAUCGCAACGCCUACCACUCGCAGGCACAGACGAUCAACGGCACGCAGUACCUGACCUUUUGGGAGGGCUCCCACUCGCGUGGCCACGCUAAUGGCUACUGCCAUGUCGUGGACGAGCAGUACAACCUCAAGUACAACGUCACCGCCGUCGGGCUCGAUGGCGCCCUGGCCGACAUGCACGAGAUGCAGAUCACGCACGACGAUACCGUCAUCUUCACCACGUACUUGAACAUCCCCUGGAACUGCACGCAGUGGGGUGGCUCCGAGGACGGUCUGCUCAUGGACUCGGGCUUCCAGGAGGUCGAUCCCGCGACCAACGAGCUGCUGUUCGACUGGUCCGCCUCACACUGGUUUGAUGUCAACGACACGCACGCCAGGUAUUCCCCUGGCUUUGGCGUGACCGACACCUCUGGGCUGGAUUUCUUUCAUAUCAACUCGGUGCAAAAGACGCGAGCAGGUGACUACCUCGUCUCCAGCCGCCACCUCGGCCUCCUCACCCUCAUCUCCCACGACGACGGCCGGCCCCUCUGGACCCUGGGCGGCGACCACAGCCAGUUCGAGGACCUGAGCGACGGCCGAGCGACAGACUUCACCUGGCAGCACGACGCCCGCUUCAUCGACGCCGACGAGACCACCAUCACCAUGUUCGACAACCACGGCGAGCACACGGGCGCAUGCGGCGACACGCCCUGCCUCUCGCGCGGUCUCGAGAUCAAGAUCGACACCGUCGCCAUGACGGCCGAGCUCGUGCACGAGUACUUUCACCCCCAGCACGUCGACGCCGGCGCCAUGGGCGGCGUCCAGAAGCUGCCCAACGGCAACGUCAUGACCGCCUGGGGUUGGUCCCCCGGCUUCGUCGAGUACACCGCCGACGGCCGCGUCGCCAUGGACGUCCAGCGCGGCCGUCUGGGCGUCGACAACACCCCUGACAUGUUCGCCUACCGCGUCACGCGCGGCCACUGGACCGGACGCCCGACGUGGCCCCCCAGCAUAGGCGUGGACGUCACGCCACUCGGGACCGCGGCGAAUGCGACCGUGUACCUCUCGUGGAACGGUGCGACGGACGUUGCCCGCUGGGGCCUUUUUGUGGGGGACGACCCGGCGACGAUUCAGGAUAUGGACAACUACCGUGGCGUCGUGGACAAGCAGGGCUUCGAGACGGUGGCGUUCCUGGGCGCGGAUGCGCGUGGACAGUACGUCGCGUGCGCUGCGCUGGACAAGGAUGACCAGGUCCUCGGGGCGUCGCUGGUCUGGGAUCUGGCCACGGGCCAGCCUGUUGUUGUACAGAGCAACAUUGCGUCUGUCAAGUCUGUCGCCCAAGCCGCCUCGGACAGCUCGUGGGGCCUGCCGAGCAUUGGUAUUUGCCUCGUUGCUGUCGCGGGGUCUUUUGUCGCUGUCGCGUGGUAUUGCUACACGCGGAGGAGACGCAGUGCGGGCGGCGACGUCCAGGGCGAGUAUAAGCCAGUCGCCUCCGACGCGUAG